Ostrinia furnacalis (Asian corn borer) is the source of this 1665-nucleotide messenger RNA. RefSeq names its product organic cation transporter-like protein. The record is from RefSeq and is a predicted model, not a curated record. NCBI's taxonomy places the organism in Eukaryota, Metazoa, Arthropoda, Insecta, Lepidoptera, Crambidae. Gene Ontology annotation, cellular component: membrane. The coding region runs from base 161 to 1651 and encodes 496 amino acids. The transcript has 4 exons. Gene Ontology annotation, biological process: transmembrane transport. Gene Ontology annotation, molecular function: transmembrane transporter activity.
UUACGAAGAGAGUGGCGCGCACGCACGGAUAGUCGCGAAAUAACGUCAGUCAGUGUUUUGUUGGCCGAGGAGACUGCUGUGCCGUUGCCCUAAUGUGGUCUCGACGCGAGUUGUAAAUAAAUAAAACUAGUUUUUAAAUAUCAACCAGAAGACAAGUAUAAUGGAGAUGCAAGACCACAAUAAUGAGAAUGGCACAAAAAAGCCAGACACCGCUCCCCAGAUGGAUAUGAUACAAAGAAUAACUGGAAGUUUUGGAAGAUUUCAGCUCUUAAUAUGUUUUUUCAUAUUCCUAAGUAAAUUUCCUGUGGCUUUUCAUCAAAUGGCUAUAAUAUUUUUGGCGCCUAAGACACCAUAUACAUGCCUUGACGACAACAACAGCACAGAUGCGUGUCCUUGCGCCCAUCCAGAAUAUGACACUUCUGUCUUCACCUCAACUAUUAUAUCAGAAUGGGAUCUGAUAUGUGAUAAAAAAUGGCUUACCAGUUUUACACAAACAUUGUUCCAGUUAGGAACGCUGAUAGGCAGCGUCAUAUUUGGGAUGGCGGCAGACAGGUUUGGAAGGAAGAAACCUCUGUUGCUUGGAGUAGUCAUACAAGUGACGAUGGGCGUCGGAGCCACGUAUGCAACAGACUUUUGGACCUUUACUAUAUUACGAUUCUUCGUGGGAUUGUCUGUGGGGGGCACUAUGGUCACAGGGUUCGUCAUUGUGAUGGAAACUGUUGGCACGCAGUACCGGGACACCAUAUCGGCGCUCUACCAAGUACCUUUCAAUUUGGGACACAUGCUGCUGCCAGUGUUUGGCUACUUUUUCAGAGACUACACAGCGUUCCAACUGGCCAUUUCAGUACCUGGAGUGGUUUUGCUUUCGUACUUCAUCAUAGUUCCUGAAUCACCGAGGUGGUUGAUUGCUGUUAGAAGAACAGACCAAGCCAUCCACAUUUUAGAACGCAUUGCUAAAGUGAAUGGGCGACCAACAGAAAACAUAAAAUCGGACGUGGAAAGUUUUCAAGCUGCAGUGGAGAAAAAUAACCUAAAGAAAGGAAACAUACUGGAUCUGGUUCGGACUCCAAACUUACGUAAAAACAUAAUUGCUAUGUCACUUAACUGGUUGACUUGUGGGUACUGUUUCUACGGGGUGUCGCAGUACGUAGGUCAAUUGAGCGGAAAUAUCUUCGUGAACGUAGCAGCCAGCGCCAGUGUAACUUUACUGGGCACUUUCGCCGCUGUAUUUCUUUUGAAGAUUAUUGGCAGAAAGACCAUUGUUAUUGUUUUCAAUUUUAUUUGUGCGUUAUGUCUAAUAGUUCUGGCUGUGAUACCCGAAGGCGUAGGUUCCGUGGUGUGUGCAAGUAUAGGCGUCGUAGCUAGUUUUAUAGUAUUUGUUGUAGUUUAUUUGUAUUGUUCGGAGCUGUUUCCGACGGUAGUUAGAAACGCGGCUCUUGGAACAUCGUCGAUGAUGGCUCGCGUGGGGUCCAUGGUGGCUCCGUUUGUGAUCGAGUCGAAGGACGUGGCCGCGUGGUUGCCACCAAUAUUGUUCGCUAUAUUACCCCUAUUAGCCGGUUUUAUGACAUUCAUCAUGCCCGAAACCAAAGGUUGCGAACUGAUGACCACAAUAGAAGAAGGAGAACGGUUCGGAAAGAAAGAGAAAAAGUAAGUCUCUAAUGCAUU